Messenger RNA from Labrus mixtus (cuckoo wrasse), 5107 nucleotides. RefSeq names its product xyloside xylosyltransferase 1 (gene xxylt1). Bases 543 to 1757 code for a protein of 404 amino acids. Gene Ontology annotation, molecular function: UDP-xylosyltransferase activity. Lineage: Eukaryota; Metazoa; Chordata; Actinopteri; Labriformes; Labridae. The transcript has 5 exons. The record is from RefSeq and is a predicted model, not a curated record.
AUUUUGCCAAGUUGUCUUUUUUUUUGUCGCGAUUCCCCUCGAUGUAACAAGGGCAUGCAAACACUAAAUUUAGAGCGAGAAAUGUUUGCAAAGAUGCAUCGGUCAUUUUAAGCAACGGGUUUACUUUUUUGCAUGGGUUUAACAAACAGCGUCAGGGGGGCAACUCAACGACCCACAUCAAGGCGCAAAGUCGUUGCUUGCUAACGUAGCAUCCUCGUUGCGAGUCGGUAUGUCAACAGGUCGAUGUGCCGGUAGAUACUUUUAAUUAAAUGUGGCUGUCGUGAAAGCCAUGGUUUAAUUGUAUUUCAAAGUAACAUCAAGGUAAGGGAUGUAGUUAGUUUAGAUGCUUCACAAAGUUAGGAAGGAUCCAGAAACUCAGCUCUGAAUUAUCCUCGAACCUCAGUGAAGAUGGGACUGCAGAGAUCAUCGACAUGACACAGGAAAGAGUUUUCAAGUUAUGAGAACAAACACACAACUGGAUGACACACAAUGAUGAAUGGAUCCGCAUGUACGUCCACAUUCUCAUGACACAAGCAUGAGAUAUGGGCAUCUUAAGACUGAUAGCCAGAAUCAUGGGUAGGAUCAGCACCUUCAGGUCGUAUCAGUUCGCGCUGCUCCUGGCUGCUGCGCUGGCCGUCGUUGCUUUUUACUACUUUGGCUCAGAGAGACAGAACUUCUCUAGCACCACAAAGAGGAUCAAGCAGAGCCAGGCCAGUCACAACACCAACAGAAAUGAUGCAGACCUGACUGUGGACACCGGGCUCACGCACCCGGCUGGAUCUGAGGACCAAGGAGGGGUAGAGCACGACUUAGGAGGAGAGAGCGAGGGGUUUAUGUCGAGGAGAGGGGACAGUGGAGCUGUUGACCAACACUACCACGCACUCAUGAUGUUCACCAAGGUGGACAAGAGCCGCAGCCUGCAGGACAAAUUCAGGGUGGCCAUGCUGUCUAUGGUUAAGCUGGCACGCUUCCUGGAAGGAGAGGUGUUGGUCCUUCAUUUUGUGAGUGACCCGGCCAGCAGAGAACUGGGAGAAAAGAUGCUGCAAGAGCUUCUCCUUGAUGCAACAUUUAAGUAUGAGGUACUGUUCCAUGAUGUGGAGGCUCUCACACAGAAACUGUUCCCCAUCGUGGAGGCCAUGCAGAAGCACUUCAGCUCCGGCUCUGGCGCUUAUUACAGCGACGCCAUCUUCUUCCUGUCUGUUGCCAUGCAUCACAUCAUGCCAGAAAGUCUGACGCGCAUUCUGCAGCUUGACCUGGACCUGAAGUACCGGACCAACAUCAGGGACCUUUUCCAAGAAUUUGACCUUUUCCCUCCAGGAGCAGUGAUAGGCAUUACCAGAGAGAUGCAGCCUGUCUACAGACAUACCUUCUGGCAGUAUCGUAAGGAGAACCCUCAGAGUAAGGUAGGUGAGCCUCCUCCAGAUGGACUCCCAGGCUUCAACAGUGGUGUGAUGUUAUUGGACUUAGGAGCUAUGAGGGCGUCAGCUCUCUACAACCAGCUGCUGGAGCCGAGCAAUGUGGCCAAACUGGCAGACCAGUACCGAUUCAGGGGCCACCUGGGUGACCAGGACUUCUUUACCAUGAUCGGCAUGGAGCACCCUGAACUGUUUUAUCCCCUGGCCUGUGGAUGGAACCGGCAGCUGUGCACUUGGUGGAGGGACCAUGGAUACGGAGAGGUGUUUCAGUUGUAUUAUCGCUGUAGUGGACCAGUCUACAUCUAUCACGGGAACUGUAACUCCCCAAUACCAGAUGACUGAAGUAUAGGACUGGACUGAUGCUGGAAAUGAAAAAGGAGUCUUUGAAUUCUACAUUUUAGUAAAAGGGAGAGUUCUGCUAUUUGGAAUGGAGGAUUCUGACAUUUAUAGCAGUUUCUUUUUUCUUUCUUUUACAGACUCAGCCCCCUGCUGGUCAAGGGGCUUUUGAAAGUCCCACCUGCACAACAGUGCUACAAAUAUGAUGCUGACAUUUUCCGAUAAGACCAAAAAAAAAAAAUCCUACCGUAUAACAAAGCAAAAAGGUGUAAUAAUAGGAGAGAUUUCUCUCAGGUACAGAGUUGAGAAACAGAUUAAUGAAAUCAAAGGUUUGGUAGUAGAGAUGUGGUGAUUAUCCACCUGUUAGUAUACUGCAUUAGGAAUGUUCUCUUGCUUGCUGGUAUUUGAUUGGCCAUUGCAGCACCUUCUUAGAUGACAAUACAUUGUAAACGAAUUUAAACCUUUUUGCAUUUGCCCUUUUGAGUGCAGGGAAGGGCUAAUGUCAGAAUGAAUGCAGUCGAUUACAUCACAAAAAGUAAAUCGUAAAUGAAUGUGAAAUAGGUUUUUAGUCAAUAAUUUAAAUAAAAACUAAAAAGUGUUUGGAGGAGAAACCGUCAUCCAUUUCCCAUUUAUUUGGCUAACACAUUUUUUAAACAGUUAUUUGGUCAGGAAAUGUGUUAUUUGGCAAAUGUCCGGACCCUAUUAUGAAACAAAAAUUGUCUUAAAACUGUUUUUCACUUCCUAUAUUCACUCUGACCACCACAGUGGCCGAACUGCACCCUGCGUCACCUCAUACCCCUUCAAAACCGCAGCAGUUUCGGGCUAGUUUUGGGUUAUUAGCUGCCAGCCUCUGAGGCUUCAGACUUAGUGGCAACCUGCAGUGUUUGAAAAAGAGGCCAAUGCCGGAGUGCAAAAAAUUGCAGUUCAACGAGUGUCCGCUUGAGUCUGGCGCCCUGGAAGGCACAUACACACCCUAUUUAAAAAAUGCCUGUUUUUACAGCAGAAAUUAACAUGUUUACAGCCUGGUACAAAAUCGGUACUAGAUACCUGGUGUCCUCAUGGGCACACACUGUGUGGUGGGGUGAAUCUUUUUGUAACACAUCGGCUUUGAUUUUAUGAACAUUAAAAGUUACUCUUAGUUAGGCUUGAGGCUGAUAUGAUUGAAGGCUGGGCGCGAUGUAGCGGUUUGUCAGGAGGCUUCAAACCCGCCUCAGAUUCUGCUCUUUCCCUGUGAUUAGGUUGACCGAAAGUUCGGCAAUAUUUUCAUUAUGGCGACCGCCAUUGAUGAGGCUCCAGAGCCCCCCUGCAGUAAUCUCUGGGUGAGGUCACUCAAAUCUAUGCUUGAGACAGGUGGGAGCACACUGCCACAGUUCUAUUAAAACACAUCUUGUUACAGGUAGGAAAAAAAGUUUAAAAAAAGCUGCAGCAGAUUGAGGAGAAGGCGUCGUGGCUAACAAUGACGGCAGUGAUGGCUGUUCGUGUACUUCGUUUGCAGUUUAGUUGAGGUUGAACACAGUUCCAUCAGCCACACACAUUUCAGAAAGAGUGAAUCUGCCGGGGAACGUGACUCGAGACGUUGACCCACUUUUGAGUUUCCCUUGCUGUGCUCACUGAACUGACACACAGAUUCAAAGAAAUGUCAACACUCAAUAUUCACCAUCAGGAAACACACACACACACACACACACACACACACGACGCACACACGACGCACACAAACGUAACAUGCACAUACACUCAUUGUAAGAGUAAAGCUGCUGAAUGCCCAAGACAGUCAAUAGAGUCAAUAGAGUCAAAGAGGCUGUUGAAAGCACUUCAGGCUUGACAUUAUUCUGGAUCAAUUCACUUUCCUUGAACUCCCCCUGAAGCUGAUCAAUAUGUUUUCUGCCUUUUGCAGAACAACACUCUCAAAAAAAACCCUCACAAAACCCUUUGUUAGCGAGGAAAAUAACUGAAUCAGUGUAAACAAAAUGAAAUGAAACCAUUUCCUUCUUCAGUUCCUGUUUGCACUUUACAACUUAAAAGCAUGCUUCAACAAGGUUUUUUUUUUUUUUUUUUUACAUCUGUUAUUGUUAUUUUUUAAGACUAUGCCAAUUGUAUUGUGUAUUUAAAUCCAUACAUUUAUGUUUGUGUAUAUUUCCUAUUCUUUAGUUUCAAUUUCUGAACUUUCUCGGUGCAUUAAUAAAAUUGCAGAGACUUAUAUAUGUGACCAGUCAUCAACAUCCAGUUUUCCACAUAACUGUAACAUUGCAGUGUGUGAACAUUGACACCUUAAUCUCCCAGAAUGGAUACAUCUAUGAUGAUCAGAUUCAUUUGUUGAAGAUCAAAUCCCAAAGUAAAGGCAACCAACCCACAACCAAUGUUUAGUCUUUUUUAAACACCUCUACAGUUAUCUGGGCUAAAAAAAAAAAUGCAUUACCCACAAUGCAACAAUAUGACCAGUACAUAGGAUAAACUAUCAUUAAUAUAUUUGUAAAUUAUAGCAAAUUGACUCUCAUAGUAUUGUUAGAGUUGACGCCAUUUGCUCUGGUAGAUUAUGUUAAUCGAUUGGUAUUGCGAUUUAAAAGUAAUGUCUUUGUUCUUCUCUGAUUUGUUCAUCCUUAUGUGCUGUAAAUAACAUCAAAGAGUUUUAGUGACACUUUAUUUUACCUUUCCAUAACCUGAAACUUCUGUCCAAAUCUUAGUUGCUGUGAAGUCUCCAGGAAGUGCAUGUGAAGUAUAUUUUAAUACUAUGAAAAUAGUUUUUUUUAAUUACAUUUUUUGGUGGUCUUUUUUAGGGCUUUUUUUUCGAGACAGGACAGUGGAUAGAGUCAGAAAUAAGGGGAGAGUGGUGAAUGACACGUGGGAAAGGAUGGCAGCCACAGGUUGGAUUUGAAACGUCCAUGAACUUUCUUUGAACUUAAGAGAAAAUGAGGGAGAUGAAACCUAAAGCAUGACCCAUGUUUUAUGUGCUACCUUUACCCCUCAAAGACACUCCCUGUUGUGUUAGAGAUUAAAGAUGGAUUAAAGUGAGAAUGAUUUGCUUUAACCCGAUAUUUUUUGCUUCAGUGUUAAAACUGUAAAUGUUCUUUAUCACAAGUUGAAUGUGCAAUUAUAACUUUAAAGGGCUAAAAUGGCUUUCAAAUGAUAGUAACUAUGUGCAUAAAUAUAUCAUCCAUACCUCACUAAGAAACAUCUUGACAUAGUAAAGAGCCACGAUGUUCCAUGUUAAAGAACAAUAUGUUUAAGUAACAACAAGAGCAGCUCAACAAGAAACCAAAAUCUAUUUUUUAAAUGCUCUUUCUGCUACAGAACUACGGUAAGCUUUUGUUCCUAUGUUUGUCUGUUAACUUUACUAAAUAAAUUAUUACUAAUGA